AUGGAUAUAGACUGGAGUGAUGAUGACUGCGACGAUGAUAUCCUAGAACUGGCUAAUAGACCGCCCAGGGCUACCCAGUUGUCAAACGUGCCUACUAGAUCAGAUGUAUAUACUCAACAGCUUCAGUUAUCGACGACAGCAAAUGUUGCUGGCCCAACAUAUAAUAGUGCUGCUCAAUUGGAAAAUGAGCUUAUGGCAGCUCGUGGAGAAGCAGGUAUGCUACGAGAUAAGCUGCUACUACUCGAAAAGGAUAGAGAAAAGGAAAGAGAACGUUUACAGAAGAAAGAGAAAGACCUAGAGUCUGUGCACCAACAAGAGAUCAAUAAGCUAAGAGAAGAGUUACAAAGGUUGGAGGACGAGAGAAAGUUUCUGAUGUUGGAAAAGCGUCAGCUGGCGAAAUUCCAAGCUAAUACUUCUCCGGUACAGCUUGCUGCCCCUAACCAGGCGCCAGGUGACUCAGUCAAGAAGCGUAAGGUGGAUAACGUCAUUACGAGAGAAUUCGUCCCGUUAAACCCAAACCGUACAAUACCAGAUGAGUCUUCGUUAUUCGUAGAUGCUCUAGUGUUGAAUAAAUUACAUGGUUGCAGUAUGUCAUUAUUAGAUAUCUUAGACCAUAUCUGCCUGGAAAAUACCGACGGCAUUGGCGAUAUUCUACCUUUAGCGACCCGUGCUCCACUGGGAAAGCCAAUUAGAAUGAUGUUGUUUAAAAUGAAGGGUACUAUGCAGCUUGAUAUGCUAGUUGAUAGUUGUUUGGAAAAAUUAGCUGUGCUGAUUAGAGGCAUUACAUUAAAGAAUGACUGCAAGUUUGCGGUACCUUUCCUUGUUGCAUGUAUGUACCAGAUGAUUCAAUUCCGCCCUAGUGCUAUCCAUAUUAAUGCAUUAAAGGAUACUUUUCAAUUCAUUUCUGAUCUGGCUAUUACAUACCAGCAUCUCUUGAAGAAGCCGCUGCAUGAGUCGCCGUUAAAAUUGGACGUCAAACCUAAUAUUUUUCAGUAUGAGUUCAUCGAUAUAUUAGCAAUGCUCUACUGCUUUGAUAUCAUGGAACUAUGUAUCAAACUACUGCUUCUGCAGUCCCCAGAAGAACAGCUACAAUUUUUUGACAAACGCAUUUGGGAUAACGUAACUAAGAUCAUUCAUCUGUCUCUAUCAAUGUCCUACAAAUCUAUCUUUAAUGUCGUUUAUAAUACUGUGGAAAUUAUACAUGGUCUUGCUCAAGUUAGCCUACCACAAGAAUUUGCGAGUUCACAAUGGUGGGACUCAAUCCUAGCCAGAUUGUUCCACGUAUGGGCACGAAGGGUCAACGACAAGAAUAUUGAAGACAACGAUAAUAUACAUUUGCCUUUGGAAUAUAAUAUUUCUGGGAUGAUCCGCUGCCUAGGCGACAAUGCUAACAUUAAACUGCUGGAACAGUUAGUGGAUUCUAAGGGCGUUAAUUCUAUUCCAGAGGUUGUCCACAAGCAAUUCCCUAAAAUGUCACGCAGUUGCAAGCUCAGGGUAGAAGAGUGGGGACUAAAUCUUCAACUUACCAUUGCAGCCAUUUUAGAAAAGGUACUAACCAAACAUCCUUCUAUGUUACCCCAUAGUUCAGUCCUAAGCCACACUAUAAAACUUUUAUGCAAAGAGCAGGAGUUUAUGUUGGUACAGUGCUUAGGAAGUGACUCCGAGAACGCCGGUAUGCGAAUCACACUCAUUGAAGAGUUAGUACGACUUAUUUAUCACACUUGGACACAGGUGGAAGAGCCUACGACCCUAAUUAAGGACCUGCAAAACGAUCUUACAAUCUGCCUAUGGCGUAUCGUUUUCGGUAACGCUACUGGAGCCAAGGAAGUCGCAGAGCUGCAAGAAAGCUCAUUACUUAUAGACGCUAUGCAUAAUUUAAAGGUACAGGAACAGAUAGACUACUAUGAGGAUGCUCUGGAUGCAGCCCAUAUCCCCAGCUUCCUUUCUGAGGAGCUGCAGAGGGACAAAACAGUUCACUGCGUCGCUCAAUUGAAUGCCGGGUGUUCAUAUAACUGUCGAGAACAGGCCAAAUUCGUCCUCGAGAGAAUAACCUCUCCUGAAGACGCUGACGCUCUAUAUCUCUCUAUGGUAGCCGAAUAG
Molecule: messenger RNA, 2100 nt
Organism: Eremothecium sinecaudum
Lineage: Eukaryota; Fungi; Ascomycota; Saccharomycetes; Saccharomycetales; Saccharomycetaceae
Gene: LCD1
Product: Lcd1p
Exons: 1
Coding region: 1-2100 (699 amino acids)
Biological process (GO): DNA damage checkpoint signaling
Source: RefSeq, a predicted model, not a curated record